AUGGAGCCUAUUAACUCUUCACACUACCCAGCCUCGAGAGCAGCAAAUGUAGCAGAGAACUACAUCAACUACAAGAUGGGGACUCCGCACCAACUUUUUGAACGGCAACAGGUGACAAGUGCAAGCAAAGAGAGCAUUGCUGGAGUGGGUAAUAAAUAUCACCUGACAUUUUCCAUAAAAGAUACUCUAAAUAAGGAACCUGAAAUCAAGAGCACUGCAGAGGUAUUGUAUUACAGCGACAAGAGCUGCCCUCCUGAUGUCAAAUUUACCUUACAAACCAAGCCACGGAAUUCUACAGCAGCUAAGGACCUUGAAUUUUACACAAGAAUGAUAAACAAUAAACAACCGCUAGUAGCUGAAGAGCUUCCAGAUAAGUUUGGCAAUGUAGCACCAGAUAUGGAGCCUGUAAGGAAUCUGGGGAUAGCUGCUGCUGGUUUCGUCAAGUGGAAAAAUGCAACAGAAGGGACAUUAUAUUCGAUGACAGUCAUUAAGAAGGUUGAGCAACAGAUGAGAGAUGACACCGCGCUGGAAUUUCAUUACAGUUUACUUAUCCAUGAAAUGGUUACUCAGGAAAUGAUUCCAUUCCAAAUGGAAGUCACAUGGAAUCCAACAGAAGGUUUAAAAAUAAAAAACCAGAAACGGCUCCCAAAAAGCAAUUCAGAAGAAAACUAA
Molecule: messenger RNA, 672 nt
Organism: Staurois parvus
Lineage: Eukaryota; Metazoa; Chordata; Amphibia; Anura; Ranidae
Source: the annotation of a GenBank genome assembly